AUGACGACCCUCCUUCAAUAUAUCCUCUCGCAGGACUCCUUCAGAAAAAACCGCCUCCCCUCCCUCUACUCCGACUUCCCCAUCCACCGCAAGACCAACCCCGAGGGAUACACCACCAACAUCACAGCCUGGGCACAUGCCCUAACCUCCGCCGCAAAGCACGGCUACAUCGCUCCACAUGGGCCUGCCUCGAAGGGCAAAGCGAACCACUUGAUUCUCAGAGCUGAUGAAUCCUUGCUACGUGAUCUGGAGAUCCCGGAGUGUGGACGACCUGUUGCGCUGGGAGCAGUUUUCGAUGAAGCGACAAGGAAUCGAACCAUGGUGCCGCUGCACCUUUAUCGAACUAACCCGGCGAGCUUGCGUAAGCCGCAGUGGGGGAUUGAUACAUCUGUGUUGAGCCCAUGGGCUGUGAUGAGCUGGGGGAUGAAGCAGUUGAAAGGGGCUGUGAUUGGAUCUGAGGAGGCGACGCCGAGAUUACAGCCUCAGGAGUUGGUUUUGGUAGAGAAUCUGAAGGAGGCUGCAGACCGCGUAGUUAAGCACGCUACGGGGAAUAGUCCGUCGAAGACUGACUUGGUCUACUCGAAGGAGAGCUUCGUGAGUGAAUUCGCUGGUGUUCUGGAUGAAAGGAGUCUCCUGUCGGACGCGGAUAUGGAUGUGCUUUUACUGUAUAUGUCGCGUGAUAGCGGUGCUAUUGCGUAUGAUGGGAAGGCAUGUAUUAUCUCAUUCAUAUAUUUGCGCUUUUUAUCUAUCCCAUGCAAGGCGCUAACUAUGCUGCAGACUAUCAAAUUCAGAACCAGUGACGCUCCAAAAGAUAUCACAGAGCAAGAUACCGCCGUCGCCUCUAUCAAAACGCUCAUGGCGACUAUGACCAAGCAGGUGGAGAAUCUGGAGAACAAAAUCACUGAACUGAAUUCAACUGCCAAAAUGGCGCUGCAAAACAAGAACCGCGUUUCGGCGCUCUCGGCUGUGCGCUCUAAGAAGCUUGCGGAGCAUAAUCUGAAACAGAGACUGGAUACUCUGAUGCAGCUUGAGGAGGUAUAUUCCAAAAUCGAGCAGGCUACGGAUCAAGUGCAAUUCGUGAAGGUCAUGGAGGCAAGCACAGGAGCCCUUCGAGGCUUGCAUACUCAGAUCGGCGGUGCGGAGAGGGUCGAAGAUGUGGUGCAAGAGCUGCGUGAUGAGAUGUCCAAGGUGGACGAGGUCGGAAACAUCAUGAACGAGGCUGGUCCACAGAUUGAUGAGACUGAGAUCGACGACGAGCUGCAGGAAUUGGAGAACAAGGAGCGGGAGGAAAUGGAAGAGAAGGAGGCAGAAGAGACUCGCAAGAAGCUUGCCGAACUUGACAGUCUCCAGCAGGGCGCUCAGGAAGCCGCUCGCAGAGCAGCAGCAGAGCGAGCCGUGGAAUCGGAAUUGGAGGACCGCCUGUCUCGGAUGUCGGUCGAGGAGGGUCCCAAUACCACUGCUUAG
Molecule: messenger RNA, 1464 nt
Organism: Aspergillus niger
Lineage: Eukaryota; Fungi; Ascomycota; Eurotiomycetes; Eurotiales; Aspergillaceae
Exons: 4
Coding region: 1-1464 (487 amino acids)
Biological process (GO): late endosome to vacuole transport via multivesicular body sorting pathway; vesicle budding from membrane
Cellular component (GO): multivesicular body; ESCRT III complex; cytoplasmic side of plasma membrane
Source: RefSeq, a predicted model, not a curated record